Messenger RNA from Colletotrichum godetiae, 1418 nucleotides. RefSeq names its product mitochondrial carrier domain-containing protein. Gene Ontology annotation, molecular function: ADP transmembrane transporter activity. The record is from RefSeq and is a predicted model, not a curated record. The transcript is spliced from 4 exons. Gene Ontology annotation, biological process: transmembrane transport. Lineage: Eukaryota; Fungi; Ascomycota; Sordariomycetes; Glomerellales; Glomerellaceae. Bases 131 to 1150 code for a protein of 339 amino acids. Gene Ontology annotation, cellular component: membrane.
UCACCGUUACCGACAUUGUGGGCGACAGUUCCCUACUCGUGACCCGAUUAUUCAACCAAACGCCUCGAAGAGAACUCUGAUCUGUGUGCCAGCUCAUUGCUUUCUUCAAUCUAAACACGGCAACAAUACAAUGGCUGCCCAGUCGAAAUCGGCCUCCAUCUCCCCCUGGGGCAAGGCAGUUGCUGGCGCUUCCGGUGCCGUGCUUGCCAAUGCUUUAGUCUACCCGCUUGACAUCGUCAAGACGCGCCUCCAGGUCCAAGUCAAGUCGCAACCCGGCGCAGUAGCGACUGACCCCUCCGAUCCCGUCGAACCCCAUUAUUCGUCUACCUGGGAUGCUCUGAGCAAGAUUGUUGCUGAGGAUGGUGCCAAGGGUCUUUAUGCCGGUAUGAGUGGCUCUCUUCUCGGCGUCGCGUCUACCAACUUUGCAUACUUCUACUGGUACUCCGUUGUGCGCGCCCUCUAUCUUCGUUCUGCCAAGACUUCGGCACCACCUUCGACACUCAUCGAGCUGAGUCUCGGCGCAAUCGCUGGCGCUGUAGCCCAGCUCUGUACAAUUCCCGUCGCCGUCAUCACGACGAGGCAACAAACCCAGCGCAAGACCGAGAGGAAAGGCUUUGUCGACACUGCGCGGGAAGUCAUCAAUGGAGAGGAUGGGCCAUUUGGGCUCUGGAGGGGUCUCAAGGCUAGCUUGGUGCUCGUUGUGAAUCCUGCAAUCACUUACGGAGCUUACGAGAGGCUAAAGGAAGUCAUCUUUCCUGGCAAGAAUAACCUCAAGCCCUGGGAAGCAUUCCUUCUCGGUGCUAUCUCCAAGUCACUUGCAACGAUUGCCACACAACCCCUGAUUGUAGCAAAGGUAGGUUUGCAGUCGAGACCACCGCCUGAAAGGAAGGGCAAGCCUUUCGGCAGCUUCAUCGAAGUCAUGAACUUCAUUUUGGAGCGAGAGGGCGUUUCUGGUCUAUUCAAGGGCAUGGGACCACAGAUUCUUAAGGGUCUUCUUGUCCAGGGCAUCCUCAUGAUGACAAAGGAACGCAUGGAGUUAUUGUUUGUCCUCUUCUUCCGCUACCUCAGGACGCUGAGGUCGAAGCGGCUGCAGGCCUUUGCACGGAGCCCCGAUGUUAUUCGUAGCGCGUCUGCCAUCAAACCUCUUUGAGAGAAGAGCGGCAAAAUGCGUACAUUUGGCUAAACAACGUCGUGAAGAAGCCAAGGGCGGUGAACCUUUCGACAUCGUGUAUAGCGAAGUGAGAUAAUCUCUGAUAGGGAGUAGACAGAGUCGUGGGCAAAGAUGUGGACUUAUCUGUAUCGUAACAAGCGUAGAACACGAGAGCACUGCAUGGGCACUACAUGAGGUUGGCGCAAGAGAGAUGGCAAUCGACAAUCUGAGAGAGCUAGGAUAGAGUAAACUAUACUUCAGUUCAUCA